UACCUUUUAGUUCUGUUCAUUCUCACUGAACGAGCAGGUGAAGUUUCAGUUGGUUCAUCUUUGUUUAGUUAAAUGAAUCAUUAAACAAAUAAAUGUCUCUGUCUCCCCGAGGGGGAAUCUAAGAACUGAUCAAAUCAGAGCAGGCAGAUCACUCAGCCUCCUGUGGUGGUAACGGUCACUGGUGAAGAAACACAAAAACUACAAUAGUAAUAAUAAAAACAAAACAACCGUUACAAAGUGCUUCACAAACAACUCAAAUAGAAACAAGAAAACAUAACAUCAAAAGCAACAAGCAUCUUUUUACUUACUUUUUUACAAGCAUUAUUCUAAGUUAAACCAAAAAAGGGUCUGUUGUUGUUACACACGUUUCAAUGAUCUAUGUAAAAGAAAACAAUCUUGUGUUUGCUUGUAUCACAACAUAUUAAUGAAGAUCCCACUCAGCCUUUUAUUUUGCACUUGAUGAUGAAGACAAUGAUGUGAUGAUUGUUGCUUAACACCUCCACGGUGCUCGUGUUGUGACGAUACACGACAAGAUUUAUUAUCCUGGCGUCUCCAGUUUACCACCAUAAGUGAGGAGGGGGCAUAUUAUUGAGAAGCAUGUACUGUGAACUCAAGGCUAACAACUUGGUUAUUGGUCACGGUGCAGUAGAGCUGAAUGGACUCGUCAGUUUCUGAUGAUAGCGAGUGAAUCGCUCGUAUGUUUUUUUUUACCUCAGACCCCUUGCUGUGACCAAUUUGACCGCAAAGAUGCAAACGGGGCGCCACCAUAUCUCUGUCGUGUGAACAAAACCGCCCAGUCAUUAGACAAGUCCUCGGUGUACAUGUGAGCCCUUUGCUCUGGUUUGUGGGUCUUACUCGGAGUUGGCAUCUGGAAUAACCAAUUGAUGCUGAGAAAUCAUUUGCUUUUCCUAGAAUUAAAAUCUAAUACCAGGCGGUUUAGUGUGUGGAGGUUUUUAUUUGAGAGGAAUUUGUGACGGGCUGUGAGUACUCACAAUUAAAAUUGUUGUUCACCAUUCAUGCCAAAUUUGAAGGAUGCACGAGACGAUUUGCAGCGUGAAAGUGAGGCAAGGGGAGAUGUUCUAUGCUAAAAUGAAAACAGCUUGUGACUGAGGGGGAAUCAUGUGUUGGAAGAAACAAAACAAUGUAAAGUCAGAAUCUGAAUGAAGAUAGUGUCUUUUAAGAUAGUGUGCCACUUUAUUGAUUCUAGUGGGAGGAAUGUGGAGUGUGUAAUAGCGUAGAAGUCAUGAGUACACGCGUUUAAAGAAAAUAAGAAAAGAACCAGUUUUAUUCAAGCAGUUUACAUAAGAUGUGAUGAAAUAAAUUAAAAACAUGUUCACCUCAGUAACCCUUAAAGCGGAGCUCAAAUGAAGUUAACCUACAUAAAGGUGAACUUUGCUGUUUGCAUAUUCACUGUGUAAACAUGAUUGUGGAACAGAGGGGAUUCCAGAUGUUGCACAGAGUCAUAAAAUCAGCUUUAUCUUGUGCAUGUUUGAUUGUGAGUCAAAACAAAAAUUAUGAUGACGAAGUAAAGCUGCACACAUUUUUUGAUUCCUCACAUUUACUCAUUAUUUAUAACGAUGAAAAUGUUAGUCAUGAUACCAAAGAAAAAUUACUCAUUAUAUGUGAAAGUAUUGACAUACUAAUAACUUCUGUAGCUCUUCAGUCUUGCUACACAAGUGAUUUUCAGUGCUUUUAGAAAAUCAAACAUAAGUUGCUCAGACUUUCCCAGCACUAUUGUCAACAGCAGAAUUUCUGUACGGGAAGCUCGACGCCCCCGAGCACAGUGCAAAGUGCACACGCCUGCUCCACCACGACGCAGUCAUCACUACACUCAUGACAUUUUCACUGCACCACAUCUCGCCUCUGACGCGACCUGGGACACAGACUUGUGCUGAGUUAUCCAUUGCUUAUCUGUUUCUGUGGAGAUUCUGGGAGGUGGACGGUUGAGACCAGACCAUGUUUGUGACUGUUCUCCUGCUCCUGAUCACUCUGUGUGCCGUGGGAGGACAUGGCGAGGAGCCAAAGAGACCCGGCCAUGGCGAGGAGCCAAAGAGACCCGGCCAUGGCGAGGAGCCAAAGAGACCCGGCCAUGUCUCGGUGGUGAUAGUGGGAGCCACCGGUGACCUGGCAAAGAAGUACCUGUGGAACGGCUUCUUCCAGCUCUAUGUCAAGCAGGUCAGUAGUGGUAACACCUUUUCCUUCUACGGCGGAGGACAGACACCUGCCGACGAAGCCAAUCCGCUCCUCUUUGAGAUCCUGAAGUCGGUGUCGUGCUCAAAGGGUGUAUCCGAGGAGCGCUGCGCUCUUCUGAAAGAGCAGUUCCUUCGACUCGCACAGUAUCGGCAGCUGAAAACCCUUGAGCACUACCAGGAUCUGGCCAAGCACAUUGAGAAACGGCUUCAGGAGGAGGGAAUCACGGAGGCAGGGAGGCUCUUCUACCUCUCAGUGCCAGCUUUUGCAUACGCAGACAUUGCAGAUAAAAUCAACAACAGCUGCAGACCGACCAGCGGGGCAUGGUUGAGGGUGGUGCUAGAGAAACCUUUCGGACAUGACUUUACGAGCGCUCAGGUGCUAGCAGAACAGCUCGGGACUUCCUUGAGGGAAGAGGAGAUGUACAGAAUUGACCAUUACCUGGGGAAGCAGGUGAUUGCAAAGAUACUUCCAUUCAGAAUACAGAACAAGAAGUUUCUGGAUCCCAUCUGGAACAAGCACCACAUUGAGAGAGUGGAGAUUGUGAUGAAAGAGACCCUGGAUGUUAGAGGUCGUAUUCCAUUCUACGACCAGUAUGGUGUGAUCAGAGACGUGAUACAGAACCACCUGACCGAGGUCAUGAUGCUGUUGACCAUGAGGCUUCCCCUAAAUCUGACCUCCAGUGAGGAAGUCGUUGAAAACAAGCUGCGGAUCCUCAGUUCACUGCUGCCCUUAGGAAAGAAUCAGGCUGUGAUUGGCCAAUACCAAGCGUACAAGUCAGAGGUUCAGCAGGAGCUGAAGAAAACGAAAGAUCACGUCAGUCUCACGCCAACAUUUGCAGCUGUGUUGGCCCACAUCGAUGAGACCCAGUAUGAGGGUGUUCCAGUUCUUUUAAUCUCAGGGAAGAUGUUGGAUGAGCGGGAGAGUUACGCUCGUAUACUUUUCAAGAACGACAUCUUUUGCGUUCAGAACCACAACAGCGUUCACUGCAAACCUAAACAGAUCGUUUUCCACUUGGGUCAUGGCAGCCUUCAAUAUCCGGCCAUUCUUGUGAGUAAGAAUUUAUUCAAGCCGGCUUUAAUGGAGGGUGAGUGGAAGGAAGUGACAGAGCACAGAGACGUCAGUGUUUUAGGUUUGCCCCUUUCAGACUACUAUGUGCAAACGCCAACAGAGCAGAGGGAAGCGUAUGAAGAGCUGAUCUCUCACAUCUUUGCUGGGCAGAAGAAUAGUUUCAUUAGUGUUGAAAACCUGCUGGCAUCGUGGGACUUGUGGACACCACUGCUCAGUAGCUUGGCCAGCUCUUUUCCCCGCAUCUACCCUGGCGGUGCAGACAAUGAGGACGUGUUGGACUUCUGUCUGACAGGGAGGGACAUUCGCUACAAAAGCAAGGUGGUGAUAAUCAGCCCUGAUCAGAUGGGUGCCAUGGCACCAAACGGUUUCCAAGUCAUGCAAGGCAAAUUUCGCAGUGCCGACAUGGUGUCCGCCUGGGCCGAGGAGCUGGUGGAGCAGCUGGCUGCAGAUGUGCAGGAAGCGGCAGAGGCAGCGGUGCGUGAGAGCGGCGUUUUCCAUCUCGCCCUUUCUGGCGGGUCCUCACCCAUCGCUCUGUUCCACAGGUUGGUCCUGCACCACUUCUCCUUCCCCUGGAAGGACACCCACGUGUGGAUGGUGGAUGAGCGCUGCGUGCCGCAGACUGAGCUGGAGUCCAACUUCUACACGAUGUACAACCUCCUGCUGCAGCACGUUAGGAUACCGUACUUCAACAUCCACCCCAUGCCAGUGCAGCUCAACCACCGUCUGUGUGUGGAGGAGGACAGAGGAGCACAGCUGUAUGAGAAAGACAUCAACAAUUUGGUGAACGGCUCCAGCUUCCACUUUUUGCUGUUGGGAGCCGGCUACGACGGCCACACUGCUUCUCUGUUCCCUGGGACUAAAGUGGAUGAAUAUGGGGAGAGUCUGGUGGUCCUCACUGAGAGCCCCGUCAAACCUCACCAGCGUAUGAGUCUCACGUUCAGCGCCAUCAACCGUGCACGCACAGUUGCUAUGUUAGUGAUGGGUAAAGGCAAACAUGAGCUGAUCACCCAGCUGAGCCGAAUGAAGGACAACCCAGAAAAAUGGCCCGUCACGGGGGUGAAGCCUGCUAAUGGCAGACUGGUGUGGUACAUAGACUAUGAUGCACUUUUAGGGCAGUGAUCGUUAUCCUAACUUUCAAUCACACAGCUGCUUUAAUUCAGCGUCUGGUUUGGAGUGAAGAAUGUGUGAGGACCAGUACAUGUUUUAGUUUGUUAAUUACAAAUAACAUAAACUGAUCAUUACUGCUGCAUUUCUUUAAUGUCAGUGUUUUUCUGAUUUGAUUUCCUGACCUGCAAACAUGAACUUAAAUCAAAAUAACUGGGGGGGUUUUCUUGUGGGGAAACAUGGACACUGAACAUGAUUACAUUUGUGUUUCCUCACGUUAAAAGUGACACUAUUUUCCUGCUCAUGGAUUCACCAGCAAGAAAGUGUUUUAAAUUUAGAUUUACGCCAAAAAAAGAGAAAAGAGAUGAGCAGUUCAGGUUAACAUUGUGAAAUCCCAUCCAGUUCUCAAUUAGUAUUCCCUGUCAGCUACAUUUAAACCCAUACAAAACUUACUACAUGUAUAAGGAUAUUUUCAUUGGACCACAGCACCCAUCUAUACAUGUGUGGAUAAUCUAUUGGAUACCAAAUCUUAAACUAUAAUACUAUAAAUCUGUAACAUCUGUAAAUUUGAGUUUCUUGACGCAGACACUGAUCUAUGGAAGGAAAAGGCAGGAAUGUGAAGUAUAUGUUAUUAUUUGCUAAUGAGUCACACACAGCAGCUACGGUCCUUCCAUUAUUCAAAGUUAAACUUUGUUUGAAUAUUCUUCUGUGUGUGACUGUGUGAAGGGAUCAUGCAGACUGUUUAUGGUUUAUCUGAGGCUAAUCAAGUGUGAGGUGAGUGAAAAUCUGUACAAAAUGUGCAGAAUUAUCGUAACGUCUGAAUUGUAUCAGAUCUCAGGUGAAUUUCUGAAUGUUUACAUAAAUGCAGUUCACUGUGUGAUCUUUACUUUUGAUUGUAUAUUUCCUAUAUUUCGGGUGGCAGUGAUGAGUUGAAUAAAAUGAAAAUGUGACAGUUGAA
Molecule: messenger RNA, 5323 nt
Organism: Hippoglossus stenolepis (Pacific halibut)
Lineage: Eukaryota; Metazoa; Chordata; Actinopteri; Pleuronectiformes; Pleuronectidae
Gene: h6pd
Product: hexose-6-phosphate dehydrogenase (glucose 1-dehydrogenase)
Exons: 5
Coding region: 1957-4380 (807 amino acids)
Biological process (GO): glucose metabolic process; pentose-phosphate shunt; pentose-phosphate shunt, oxidative branch
Cellular component (GO): endoplasmic reticulum
Molecular function (GO): NADP binding; 6-phosphogluconolactonase activity; glucose-6-phosphate dehydrogenase activity
Source: RefSeq, a predicted model, not a curated record